AUUGCACUCUGUCUGCCCACACCUUAAGACGGAAAACAAACAGCUCUCCUGCAAACACUCAUAACAACUGCAAUGGCGAAAUAGACGAGAGGGAAAGUGACAGAGAACGUAACAAUAAAAUAUUUCUUUAAGUAUUUUAUGAAGCCAUGAGCUCAGCUCAGCAACUGCUCCGGUCUCAGAGAGACUUGCUGCUGAACUGGACUCUAGACCACCCAGCACCGUUGCUGCGUUGGCUGCGUGAUGCUGAGGUGCUUUCCCCUGCCCACUACCUGUCUCUGCUGGAGAGGUCACCUUCCAAUGCCAUGGCCCAAGCUCUUGAGAUGGUGUGUGCCACUGAGGAGAGCAGCCAAAAGUUCCUGCAGGUGCUGAGAGAGGUGCAGGAUUAUUACUGCGAAGAUCUGCAGGCGUGGGUGGAGAGACACUGCAGGAAAGAUGCCAUCAGUAAGCCAGUGUCUGCACCUGUAAAAGUUGAAGAGAAGAAGCCUAAAGGCCCCAUUGCUAAACUGUUCAAAGGAAAGAGUAAGGGAUUUACCCUGGCUACUGAGGUUCAAGCUAAAGAAGAACUGAAACCUAGCAGGAGUGUAAAGCCGGCCAACAUCCGAGUUCCCAUUUCUGCCCACAAAACAACUCUUCUGAAGCGCACAGAGCAGUUGAAGUGUUACUCAGAGGGUGAGGGAGUGACCUCGAACUCAGCUUCUCACAUCGAGAUCCGCUACACUGACCUUUUUGUGACAGAGGAUGAUGACUCAGUUGAAAGCAGCCAACAUGAGUACUUUGACCUGGCAAGCAGACGAGCUCGCAUCUAUGUCCAUCAGGCUUGCCAGCGCAUUCGGCCGUGCCAUCUCUUGGAACCCCAAGGAACGUCGGGGCGGCCCCCAAAAAGGGUUAAAGUGAAGGGUAUUGCUGGUAUCGGAAAGAGCGUAGCAGUGCAGAGACUAGUCUUUGAGUGGGCGAUUGGGAAGAACAUGCGUGAAUUCACCUGCAUUUUUGACCUGCGCUUCAGAGAGCUCAAUCUGAUUGAAGCACCACUGAGCCUACUGGAGCUACUUGGAGAACGUUUCCGGUACCUGAAGGCAGCUCUACCUGAUCUUUUUGCCUCACCAAGCUCUUUGCUCUUCAUCUUAGAUGGAUUAGAUGAGUUCAAAUUCCCCUUGGACUGGAACAGUCCUGACAAAAACAUUGACAUUCACUCGGAGGUGCCAGUGUCAGAGCUAAUGGUGGCUUUGAUCAAGGGAAGCCUACUCCCAGAAGCAUCAGUCAUCCUCACGACAAGACCAUCCACUGAAGCUCCCAAGCGUUUCUUCCAGAGAUGUUGUGUGGUGCUGGGCUUUGAGGAGGACCAGGUGAAGGAAUACACCACCAAGUUCUACAAAGACAAAGAAGUUGCUGAAAAAGUCUACAAUUACAUCUUGCACAACGACAACCUUUUUGUGCUGUCCUUCAUCCCUCUUUAUUGCUACAUCAUCUGCACUGCUAUGGCUGAGUUCUUCUCAGGAAAUCAAGAUGUUGCUGACUCAAAGUCUCUGGAGCUAAACCCACCCCGAACAGUCAGCGAGGUUUACUUCUGCUACCUGUUUACAGCAAUCAAGCACCAUGCGCUGAAGGGGAGUGCAGAAAGAAGCACCCCAAGAUCUGAGGUUCUCUCACUAGCAAAGCAACAACUGACAAACCUGGGAAAACUGGCUUAUGAAAACCUUCUACAGAAAAAGAUCAUGUUCAACAGAGCAGAUUUGGAGAAGUAUGGUGUUACACCUGCUGAUCUUCAGAGCACCUUUCUCUGCCACAUCCUCCAGCCUCUCAAAGAGGAAACAGUGGAGAUGUUUUCUUUCUUCCACCUGACUGUUCAAGAACAUCUGGCUGCCCUCUACUGUGCAAUCAAUCUCUUCAGCCAGGAGGACAUAAUCCAAGCUCUGGACUUCUGGUGCUUUGGGGUACAUCCACCAUCCUCCCGAGCUGCACCCCUGCAAAACACAGACCUCAACAUGGACAAGCUGGAGAGCCUCCAGAUGUUCACACGCUUCUUCAUGGGAAUGCUCCGAGCUCGGCUCGCAGGUCAGUUGGAUGGCCUUGUUCUUUCCCCCAUGGAGCAACUGGACAGCAUCCCUGCCAGGCUGGGUCUGUGGUUUCAAGACCAGUUUAAGGGUAGGGAGCUCCAGAACCAGGCUGCCCUCAAUCUUCUCCACUGCCUGAUGGAGUUCCACAUGAAGGAAGCCACCAGCAUGGCCGCACCAGAGAUCAAGAAACUCAACCUGUUUAAAAUGAAGCUGAGUGUUGUGGACUGUGCAGCCAUGCACUAUGUGCUGCAGUUCUCUCCACACAAGCUGCAGGAGCUCAACUUGGGCUAUUCCAACAUUGGAAACAGAGGACUAAACAGACUGGGGCCAAUCCUACACCGCUGUGAAUCUCUCUAUUUGAGAUACAACUGCCUGGAUAGGCAAGCAGCUAUUUUAGAAUCUGCAGUUCUGAAAUCGAAUGAGUGCCAAGUGAAGAAGCUCUUUAUGUGUGGCAAUAACCUGGGUCCAGAGGGGGUUUUGGAGCUGUGGAACGCUCUGGAGCACAACACCACUGUGGAGGAACUCUAUCUGGACAUCACUGGCAUCACAGAGAGAGGAACAGAAAACAUUGUCAACUGCCUCAGCAAAAACACCUCUCUGAAGACACUGACCAUUGUUGGGAAUGACAUCGGAGAGGUGGGAAGAAGGAGGCUGAAGAAGCUGCAGCAAUGUCGACCGGGACUUCGGAUUAUUGCAAACUUCGUGGAAGACCUUGGAUUACUUCAGGCCUACCUGGACUGGGUGGAGGAGAUCCGAGCAGACAGAGACCAGAUGGACUCGGUGAAGAAUGCAGACGCCCUGCAGUCGGUGCUGAAGGGGCUCCAGGUGGCAGGAGAACAGGUGGAGAAAGGAGAGAAUGCAGAGAAAGCCAAGGAGCUCCGGACAAAUAUUUUGGAGCUUCUGAAGUCUUCUAAAAAUCUGGCUGGAGGAAGACAGGUUAUGUAGCAAUUUAUGUGCAAUGGUUGGUGGCUCUAUUUGCAGCACCCACCAUGAGUCAAUUUACAUUCUGACUUCAGUCUGUAAAGAAAAUUCAUUUUAAUCCUUAUGUUGUACUUGUGCUGACCCGAGCCCUCUUUAAUGACACCAAAAACACAGUCAGAAUUGUUUAAUCAGCUUGAUUCUUUAUGACUUCAAAUCUGAUUAUAACUGCUAACACACAUGAUUUUAAACCUAUGACAUGUUUCAAAUGUAAUCUACGUUCUGUUUCUGUUCCCAGAGACUCCAGCUUCUGACUAGCCCUUGACUUGAAUUGUUAUACACAAUCUAUACUUUACUAUGGCACAAUUCCUCUUUUUUUUCAUUCUAUGUUUCUAAUUACAUAAAGUCUGUGUGGCAAUAACCUGGGUCCAAAACAGGGUUGGAGCUGUGGAACGCCCAAGACUGAAGAUAAUGAAGCAUACAGAAAAUGACGCAUCAUUUUGUGUUCAGCUGUAAAACAUGGUUAGGUAUUCUUCUUCUUUCUUCUUUCUUCUUCCGAGGAAAUCAUACUUCCCAUGGGUGAAAACUCAUCAAACUUUGCACAAAGGUCCAGUCUAUCCUCAGCUGUAAACUCAAGCCAGUAGUCCUGAUGGUGGCGCUACAGCAAGUGUCUAAAGUUCAAAACUGAAAAUUCAUAACAAAUCAACCAUAUGUGCUACAACUUCACAACUUUCAUCAAACUGUAGCCCCAAUACUGAAGAAACUUUUGUACAUUUAAACCUAUUAAAAAUUAUGAAGUUCAUCACUCUGUUUUGUUUUCAAAAACUGUAAAACUUCUUAAACCUAUCUCCUCGCACAAUUUUUUGCUCAAUUGACACCAAACUUGCUACAGAGCAUCUUCAGACUGCCCUACAAAAACUACGCUUCUCAGAUUUUUGAUGUAUCAAAAAUUGAGCCGACAGUGCAUCAAAAUGUUUGACUGUAAACGGUACUGUAAACAUAUACAUGCAAAUUCUUGCUAAUAGAAUCUUCAAUGUUCAUGAAAAAAAGACAAAACUCUAGAGUCAUGGUAGAUGAUGUGUGGCAAAUUUCAGAAUUUUAUCUCAAAAACUGAAUUUUUGACAGCAUUUUGAAUUUUGCUCUAAUGUGAACAAUUGGAGUCAAUGUAAAAAUGGCAGUUUUAAACAUCAGUUUUUCAUUUAUGGAGCAAAUCAAUCAUUGUUACAAACAAAUUAACAACAUCUCCAUGCUGUCUAGAUGCAAUAUGUGUAUUUUCAGAUUUUUUACAGUGGUUUGAAAUCUGCUUUUCCUUGCAUGGACGGCUGCUAAACCUGCACGUCUGGCUUAGUCAGUUUGCGAAGCUACACGUGAAUUGUCACUGACUAAUUAGCUCAGUGAGAUAGAAAUUGAUUCUUAGUCUCAGAGGUUGUGAGUUCAAGCCUCAGCUGAUGCAAAAGGCAGAUUGUGUUGCUAAAUUCCUAAAUGUCUUCCAAUUCUUCUGCUUGUUGCUCAAAAUUGCCUAUAUAUAUAAUCUAUAUUUGUGAUUGCUGUUCAAAGUACUUCACAUGCAGCACUACAGCUCCCAGAUCCCAAAUACGUGUUUUCAGUUAUCUGUGAUGACAGUUUGUUCAUGAGAGGUAGAGCUCUCUGGGAUUUAUUUUAACCAAAACUAUAACAAACCACAUAGAAUUACAUAUUGUUAAUUUUGUCAAACAAAUGUAUUACGUACAUAUUUGUUCUACAAAGCCCAUAUUACAUUUCAAACAUGAAUAAAACUGCUAGAAUAAAUGUUGG
Molecule: messenger RNA, 4766 nt
Organism: Epinephelus moara (kelp grouper)
Lineage: Eukaryota; Metazoa; Chordata; Actinopteri; Perciformes; Serranidae
Product: NLR family CARD domain-containing protein 3-like
Exons: 8
Coding region: 147-2999 (950 amino acids)
Source: RefSeq, a predicted model, not a curated record